AUUGAGAGAGGGAGGAGAGAGAGAGAGAUAGGGAUAUUGGAAGAGUGCGCGCACGGACUGUAGGCUAGUUGUCAACGGUGGAUGGUUCGGUCAUCCAUGGAAUUAGAGGACGCGCGGUAGCAUCCAGGGAGGUUUGUCGUCGUGACGUUAAAUUGUCUGCUAUGAUACGGAGAAAAGUGGAGUCAGACCUUGCUAUCGAGUUUCGCUUUCACCGUUUACAAGGCAGGUUCAAGUAUGUAUACGUUGCAGUAGCGUGCGCGAUCAUUCUCAAAUAAUACCCGCGGAAUUUGUUUGUCUCUCCUAACGAAUUAUGAUGGAGUAUUGGAGACAAUGUGCAUUGUGGUUGAUCAACUGCAAGGUGCUUCCACCGAACCACCGGGUAACAUGGGAGUCCGCCCAGGUAUUCGACCUAGCCCAGACCCUGAGGGACGGAGUCCUGCUGUGUCAGCUUCUCAACAACCUCAGACCACAGUCCAUCAACCUGAAGGAGAUCAACCUUAGACCUCAGAUGUCGCAGUUCCUCUGCCUGAAGAACAUCAGGACCUUUCUGUUGGCCUGCGGCGAGACGUUCGGCAUGAAGAAGAACGACCUGUUUGAGGCCUUCGACCUGUUCGACGUGAGAGACUUCGGAAAGGUUAUGGACACUCUGUCCAAACUGUCUCACACUGCAAUUGCACAACAAACUGGAUUAAGGGCCUUUCCCACAGAGGAGAGUGUUGAAGAUGAAGACAUCUACAACCACCUGGAGGAUCUGAUAGAUGAGAAGGGGGUGGAGGACGAGGAGGACCUGUACGACUGUGUGUACGACGACGAGGACGGCGGAGAGAUCUACGAAGACCUGAUGAAGGCCGAGCCUGGCCCCCCCCCGUGAUUGCUCCAGAAGCACGUGGAGACAGACAUCAGGAGCUGCUGUCUGGCUGAGAUCCGUCAGACUGAGGAGAAGUACUCUGAAACCCUGGAGUCCAUAGAGAAGCAUUUUCUGACCCCGCUCAAAACGUUCUUAUCUCCAGGCGAGGUGGAGAAGGUGUUCAUCAACAUUCCUGACCUGGUGACAGUUCACCAGAGUUUGAAGGUCGAAGUUCAGGAGUCUGUUCAUCACAAACACGCUCAGAAUCUUUAUCAGAUAUUCAUCAAUUACAAAGAGAGGUUGUUAAUAUAUGGGAAGUAUUGCAGCCAUGUAGAAACAGCCAUCGUAGCGCUGGAUGACAUCUGUAAACACAGGGAGGAUGUGAGACUGAAACUAGAGGAGUGUUCGAAGAGAGCCAACUACGGCAAGUUCACCCUGAGAGACCUCCUGGUGGUUCCCAUGCAGCGAGUCCUCAAAUACCACCUGCUGCUCCAGGAAUUAGUCAAACACACCCACGACGCCAGUGACAAGAGCAACCUGCGCUUGGCUCUGGAUGCUAUGAAGGAUCUGGCUCAGUACGUCAACGAGGUGAAGAGAGACAACGAGACCCUCAGAGACAUCGACCAGUACCAGAGAUCCAUCGAGAACCUGAACCAGGCCCUGAGUAAGUACGGGAGGCCUAAGGGGGACGGGGAGGUGCGCGUGGCCUCGGUAGACAAACGAGCCAAACAGGACAGGCACAUCUUCCUCUUCGACGCCGCGGUCAUCGUGUGCAAGCGGCGCGGAGACAACUACGAGAUGAAGGAGGUGAUCGAUCUGCUCAUCUUCAGAUCACCAAACAACCCCACCUCUGACAAGGAGAACAGGAAGUGGUCUCAUGGAUUCUACCUCACGCACAACCAAGGUCAGAACGGCUUUGAGUUCUUCUUCAAGACCAAGGAGCUGAAGAAGAAAUGGCUGGAGCAGUUUGGCAUGGCCAUCUCCAACAUUCCGUCCUGAGAACGGCACCAGUAAUUCCACGAGUUCCGCAUGCACACCUUCCACAGCAUCACCUCCUGUAACUCAUGCAACAUGCUGCUGAGGGGGAUCUUUAACCAGGGGUAUCAGUGCUCCAAGUGUUUCCUGGGCGCUCACAAAGAAUGUCUGGGGAGGUUUGGCCCCUGUGGGAAAACAGAUCCGGGCACCCUCAGAACUCAGGACAAGCUGUUGCAUGGUCGUCGCUCAGAUCCAAGCCUACCUAAGAUGUUGGUGACCAGGAGCUACUUUGGCGUUCCCAGUCCUACCGGGGGCCCGCCCCUCAACAUCCAGACCGGUGACAUAAUCGAGCUGCUCUGUGCGGACCUUCACUGUUCCUGGUGGCAGGGCAGGAUCCUGACAACGAAGGAGGUCGGCUUCUUUCCCAGUGACGCCGUCAAGCCCUGUCCGUGUGUGCCCAAACCUAUGGAUUACUCCACACAAACAUGGUAUGUUCCUUGAAUUCUGCCUCAAAUAACAACCGUUUUGGUCGAAAGUCAGCUAGCUGCCCACGUCAGAUGGGGUCGCUUUUCCUCUGAGGUGAAGUCUCUCGAACUGUCAGCUUCCUGUUGGUCUGCUGGUGUUCUCCGUCUGGGAGGAAAGCUGUCGUGCUGUGCCACAGCCUGACUCCAGAACACGACAGACCAACACGAGCAAUGGCGCUUCCCUUCGGCUGUUCCACAGCGACACUAUCUCAGCUGCCCAUACUAGCCAA
Osmerus eperlanus (European smelt) is the source of this 2576-nucleotide messenger RNA. RefSeq names its product guanine nucleotide exchange factor VAV3-like. Lineage: Eukaryota; Metazoa; Chordata; Actinopteri; Osmeriformes; Osmeridae. Gene Ontology annotation, biological process: regulation of GTPase activity; intracellular signal transduction; cell migration. Gene Ontology annotation, cellular component: cytoplasm; plasma membrane. Gene Ontology annotation, molecular function: protein binding; guanyl-nucleotide exchange factor activity. The record is from RefSeq and is a predicted model, not a curated record.